Molecule: messenger RNA, 945 nt
Organism: Sciurus carolinensis (gray squirrel)
Lineage: Eukaryota; Metazoa; Chordata; Mammalia; Rodentia; Sciuridae
Gene: Ly6g6c
Product: lymphocyte antigen 6 family member G6C
Exons: 3
Coding region: 106-483 (125 amino acids)
Cellular component (GO): external side of plasma membrane; protein-containing complex
Source: RefSeq, a predicted model, not a curated record
UUGGGAUUAUAAAUUCCAAAAAGGCCGCUCAACUCCCAGAGCAGGAUCCCUGAAAAUCUACUCUUGACAACGGCUGUGGCUACUACCAUUCUUAGGACCCUCACCAUGAAAGGCCUUCUUCUACUCACCCUGUCUGCUCUUUUCUGCUGGGUCUCAGCUGAUAUUCGCUGUCACUCCUGCUACAAAGUCCCUGUGCUGGGCUGUGUGGACCGGCAGUCCUGCCGCCUGGAGCCAGGACAUCAGUGCCUAACAACAAAUGUGUACCUCGGGAAGAUGUGGGUUUUCUCCAACCUGCGCUGUGGCACACCAGAAGAGCCCUGUCGGGAGGCCUUCAACCAAACCAACCACAAGCUGGGCCUGAACUACAACACCACCUGCUGCAGCAAGGACAACUGCAAUAGCCCAGCCCCCCGGCCCACUCCCACCCUGACCCUGGUUUUCCUCACUUCCUUGGCUGGCCUUGGACUCUGGCUGCUGCACUGAGUCUCACGCUGUGGCUGUCCUUCCUCCCAUCUGCCUUAGCCAGAGCCUCUCUCCUUAUGGCUCUACAUCCCCUGGUUUCUCAGAAUGAUCUCUCCCUGGCUCCCCUUCAUCUGAAGAACAUUUCCCCAGUCCCUUCUCAUUGCUUUAAGGAGACAGUGCCCAGAGUGGUCUCCCUAUACAUUUUUCCCACCUUGCGAGACCUCUGUUCUGUUUUUCUGAAUCCAUUCCCUUUUCCCUUUAGACCACUCUAGAUCUUCCACUGGUUCAUGAAGGGCUUCCACUUUGUCUCCUGCACUCUGAUGUGCCCUCCUUGAGGAGGGAUUGGGAUCUGAGUCUGGCUUGGGGCUUCUGUCCUGUAUCCAAUGAAAGCCCCAGGAAGGACCUGAUGACCUCUCUUUAUGGGACUGAUUCGCCAAACCCUUUACUCACCUUUUUCAUUUUGAGUAAUAAAUGUCUGUGUCU